AUGUCCGGGGUAGUGAGGACCCUCAGCCGCUGCCUGCUGCCGGCCGAGGCCAGCGGGCGGGAGCGCCGGGGCGGCGGCGGGAGCGGCGGCGGCGGCGGCGGCAGCCGGGACUCGGAGCGGGAGGCCCGGCGGCGGAGCCGGGAGAUCGACGCGCUGCUGGCCCGGGAGCGCAGGGCGGUGCGGCGCCUGGUGAAGAUCCUGCUGCUCGGGGCCGGCGAGAGCGGCAAGUCCACCUUCCUGAAGCAGAUGCGCAUCAUCCACGGCCGAGAGUUCGACCAGAAGGCGCUGCUCGAGUUCCGGGACACUAUCUUCGAGAACAUCCUCAAGGGAUCGAGGGUUCUAGUUGAUGCUCGAGACAAGCUUGGUAUUCCAUGGCAGUAUUCAGAGAAUGAGAAGCAUGGGAUGUUCUUAAUGGCCUUUGAAAAUAAAGCUGGAAUGCCUGUUGAACCUGCCACUUUCCAACUAUACGUACCUGCUCUGAGUGCUCUUUGGAGGGAUUCUGGCAUCAAGGAAGCCUAUAGCCGCAGGAGUGAAUUCCAGCUGGGUGAAUCCGUGAAGUAUUUCCUGGAUAACUUGGACCGGAUUGGCCAGCUGAAUUAUUUUCCUAGUAAACAAGAUAUUCUGCUGGCCAGAAAAGCCACGAAAGGAAUUGUGGAACAUGACUUCAUUAUUAAAAAAAUACCUUUCAAGAUGGUUGAUGUGGGUGGGCAGCGAUCUCAACGUCAGAAGUGGUUCCAGUGUUUUGAUGGAAUCACUUCAAUCCUAUUCAUGGUCUCCUCCAGUGAAUAUGACCAGGUCCUCAUGGAGGACAGGCGCACCAAUCGGCUGGUCGAAUCAAUGAACAUCUUUGAGACCAUCGUCAACAACAAGCUCUUUUUCAAUGUUUCCAUCAUUCUCUUCCUCAAUAAAAUGGACCUCCUAGUGGAGAAGGUGAAGACUGUCAGCAUUAAGAAGCACUUCUCAGAUUUUAAGGGUGACCCUCAUAGGCUGGAGGAUGUUCAGUGCUACUUAGUUCAAUGUUUUGACAGAAAAAGGCGGAACCGAAGUAAGCCACUCUUUCACCAUUUCACCACUGCCAUAGACACUGAAAACAUCCGCUUUGUGUUUCAUGCUGUGAAGGACACAAUCCUGCAAGAGAAUCUGAAGGAUAUUAUGUUGCAGUGAAGGAGAAAGUCCCCUUGCUUUUGUCAUCCUUAAAUGGACUCGAGGGCUAUCAGUCAGAUGUGUGUGUCUGUGUGUCUGUGUGUGUGUGCGUGUGUGUAUGUGUUAUCUAUAUGGCCCUGGCAUAUGUUUCUAAGAUCCGUGCCAUUAUUUAGCCAGCUCAGGAAUGCUGUAAAACUAGCCAGUCCAAACAUAUGAGCUCUAGGCAGAAGGACUUGGAAACUUUGAUGUUAGCUACUGAAUUAUGGGGACUAGUGAAACUACUGAAAAACCAAGUGGUCGCUUUGCUAUAAAAUCCUGGUUUGGCAUACUGAGGAAAACAGCCUUCUUUUUAUGGAAAAACAUUAAUUUACUUUUUUUUGAUGCUUUUAAAGAAAAUAAUCUGAAAGAAAUCUUUUUUUUUUCAAGAACAAACUCAGUAGUCAUAUGGAUUGCUUUAUCUCUAGCUUUCAGGUGAACAGCUAACCUGAAAAUUUUGCUCAGAUAGUAGUUGUACUAAAAAAUAAAUUCCAACUGAUACUGUUAGCUCAAAGCACAUGAACCUAAACUGACACUCUCCACUCCUAUUCCACACACUGCAUUUGGCUAGGAAUCUAAAUGCCACUUCCCACAGUAAAUGUAUAGUUGCCUUUUAAGACUCUCAUGCCAAUUUUCCAAAAGAUAAGAACCUAGGAGUUGCAAAUUAAGCAAAAUUGCCAUGCAUAAGAACUCAUUUCUCUGGGCUUAUAAAACAAAUUUUUUUUUAAAUAAAAAUCUUGGACCCUAGCUGACAUGGACUGGGUUUAACUUUUGCACUACAAAAAUGUGUAGAGUUUUUCUUGCCUCAUGAACAGUUGAAUUACCAGUAACUCAACAUGUAAUGGAUUUGUGGCGCCAAAGCACACUUUGACGGGGAAUGUUUAGCUACCAACACACACACACACACACACACACACACACACACACACACACA
Molecule: messenger RNA, 2113 nt
Organism: Vombatus ursinus (common wombat)
Lineage: Eukaryota; Metazoa; Chordata; Mammalia; Diprotodontia; Vombatidae
Gene: GNA12
Product: G protein subunit alpha 12
Exons: 4
Coding region: 1-1164 (387 amino acids)
Biological process (GO): Rho protein signal transduction; adenylate cyclase-modulating G protein-coupled receptor signaling pathway
Cellular component (GO): brush border membrane; heterotrimeric G-protein complex
Molecular function (GO): D5 dopamine receptor binding; G-protein beta/gamma-subunit complex binding; guanyl nucleotide binding
Source: RefSeq, a predicted model, not a curated record